Molecule: messenger RNA, 1776 nt
Organism: Lingula anatina
Lineage: Eukaryota; Metazoa; Brachiopoda; Lingulata; Lingulida; Lingulidae
Product: succinate--CoA ligase [GDP-forming] subunit beta, mitochondrial-like
Biological process (GO): succinyl-CoA metabolic process; tricarboxylic acid cycle
Cellular component (GO): succinate-CoA ligase complex; mitochondrion
Molecular function (GO): ATP binding; succinate-CoA ligase (GDP-forming) activity
Source: RefSeq, a predicted model, not a curated record
CACACCGAGAUCAAACAUGGCUUCGCUGUGCCGCUGCCUCCGAUCUGCUGCUAGUUUAAAGUUGCUUCAGUCCCAGCCAAUUUGUGCUGCAGCAGUUCAGAAAAGAUGGCUGAACCUUCACGAAUACCAGAGUAAGGAGCUGAUGGAGUCCCAUGGGUUGGCAGUACAGAGGUUUCUUAUGGCAGAGAAGGGUGGAGCCGAGGCUGAAGUAAUUGCCAAAAAACUCAAUCCUAUAGAAUUUGUCAUCAAAGCCCAGAUAUUGGCUGGAGGCAGAGGAAAAGGCACCUUUGACAAUGGUUUCAAAGGAGGAGUCAAGUUAACUAAAGAUCCCAAAGAAGUUGGUGACUUUGUAACUAAUAUGGUGGGACAUAGGCUUAUGACAAAGCAGACUCCACCAGAAGGCGUGUUAGUACAGAAGGUAAUGAUAGCCGAAGCAUUUGAUAUUGAGGACGGCAAGGAGAGAUACCUGGCUAUUCUCAUGGACCGUGAAAGCAAUGGUCCCGUGAUAGUAGGCAGUCCAUAUGGAGGAAUGGACAUCGAGGAGGUGGCUGAGAACAAUCCAGAGGCAAUAUUCAAAGCUGUUGACCAGAUAAAGAAGAUGUACAACAUGUUCAUACAGAUUGACGCCACACAGAUAGAGGUGAACCCCAUCGCAGAGACAACACAGGGCAAAGUCAUCUGCUUUGAUGCCAAAAUUAAUUUUGACGACAGUGCAAGGUUCCGACAGAAAAAAUUCUUCGAUGCAGAAGACAAAUCGGAGAUGGACUGGAGGGAACGGGAAGCCAAUGAGUCUGACCUCAACUACAUUGGCAUGGACGGCAAUAUUGCAUGCUUAGUGAAUGGAGCAGGUCUGGCAAUGGCUACCAUGGACAUUAUAAAGUUGAAGGGCGGGGAACCUGCGAACUUCCUAGAUGUGGGAGGUGGUGUAACAGAAAGCAUGGUUGAAAACGCAUUCAAGCUCAUUACAAAAGAUUCCCAGGUGAAAGCCAUCCUUGUGAACAUAUUUGGAGGUAUAGUGAACUGUAAGACUAUUGCUGAGGGUAUCACUAACGCUGCGAAGAGCAUUCAUUUGCAAGUCCCCCUGGUAGUACGAUUAGAAGGCACAAAUGUGGACGAAGCCCGUAAAAUUCUAGAUGCCAGUGGGAUGAAAAUAAUUUCAGCUACAGAUCUGGGAGAUGCUGCGGAGAAAGCUGUGGGCAGUAUAGCUUAGAUUGUGUUUUGAGGAUGGAGAGUUUACAGAAUUUGUUCUCAGUGCUUGUUCAAAAGUUCAUUGAACUGUUACAGGCUUUAUGUGGAAAGUGAAGAAAGACUUGGAGAUCUUCCUCAGGUGUAGAGUCAAUAUCAUGGUUGGUGGGAAUAUUUUCAUGUGGGACUCAUUAUCCACAUGCUGUCUGCAUGGAUGAAAAAAUAGACAAUCCAAGUAGUAAGUGGGGUUUAGAAUAAUACUGACGCUGAAAUGUUGGGUAUUUUUAUAACAACUGUAUACAGUUCUCUCCAAAGCUGCCAUAUUUAUAUUUUAUUUCAGUUGAAACACAAUAGAAGGCAAACGUGAAUCCAUCCGCUCCUUCUUGUAAUUAUAUAUAAAUGACUGGCUUUGUGAUUUAACUUAUUGCCAUUUGAUCAUGAUGUCUGCAUUUGAACAGUUCUUUGUUAGAAAUACUGCAAAUCAUGAUCCUCUAACUUGUAGACGUAAUGCCAGUGGGUCGUGCUGUAUUUUUAUAAGCUUUUGGCAGAACUUAAAACGGAUGUAAGUGGGGUUGCAUUCAGUCAAUAAAA